This is a messenger RNA of Xiphophorus hellerii (green swordtail), 6214 nucleotides long. It is a transcript of the gene grk7a, whose product is annotated as G protein-coupled receptor kinase 7a. Gene Ontology annotation, biological process: regulation of signal transduction; signal transduction; protein phosphorylation. Gene Ontology annotation, cellular component: cytoplasm. Gene Ontology annotation, molecular function: ATP binding; rhodopsin kinase activity. The transcript has 4 exons. The record is from RefSeq and is a predicted model, not a curated record. NCBI's taxonomy places the organism in Eukaryota, Metazoa, Chordata, Actinopteri, Cyprinodontiformes, Poeciliidae. The coding region runs from base 3206 to 4879 and encodes 557 amino acids.
UCUGUAAGGAUGCCAACAUUUUUGGCCUUGUUUGUAUUUAAUACUUACAUCAUCUCCCUCCCUAUCUGAACAGGAGACACAUAAAGUAGGAGUGUUUAUAGGAUUAAUGGUGUCUAGGACUCAGAAGAAGCCCCCUAGGGGGCACAAGCAGCCAAAGCUAAUGGACUGGUCUAUUCUUAGCGUUCCCGCCUGCCUCCACUUUAUUUGGAAGAAAUAUAGUGUUUACAAACAUGUAAGGGUUAUUUAUAUUUUUGAUCAGGUUCCAGUUUUCCUCUACACUGAAAUAGUUAGUCUUACUAUACUGAAAGAAAAGGGAAGAAACACUGGCAGAUGAUCAGUCUGUCCUCCAUGUUUUUCUUGAGACGUAAGAAGCUUCUUUGCUCCCCGUUUUGCAAACAGGCUUGUUCUCCAGCAGAUUGUGAAGCACUGUGCAUGUAGAUACACUUGCACCCUCUUGCUGCCAGUACUGAGCAAGCUCUGCACCGGUGGCAACAGGACUCUGUUGCACAGCGCUGUGUAGCAGGUUUUCCUGGAGUUGUUGGAGACUCUUGUGGAUCCUGAAGCCUUUUUUUUUUGUAAACUGUGAUGACCUGGGACAAUAACACUCCCAGUCAGAGGGUGGUGCAGGACACAUUUAAAAGAUGACAUCUCAGAACAUACACAGAAGAAGAAAAGAAAUUGAAUAGGAGACUGGCUGCUUAAAAUCUUUUAACAGCCUCCAGAAUAUAAAAUCCUGAACUAUCCCUUUAAUUCGGCUCCCUGCUCCGCUGGGAAUGUGUGCUGCCUCUCCAUGUAGAGCUGUCUGGUGGGCUUAAGAGGAUUGAGUGAAACGGUGUGAAGACUACAUAACAUCUUCUGAGGCACUAGCUCAGAGUGGUUCCCUCAUCUUAACCGUUGCUAACAACCCUCCACCAACCACCAAGCUAGGUUAAUUACCCCAAGGUUAAAGCAGCAGGCGACUAGAUAAGCAUGAAAACCAACUGAAAUAAAAGAUAAGAGGAUCCUUUCUGGAAACAAUCCUGUGAACUUAUCUGGCACAGAUCUUUAUUUUCAACCACUCUCUCCUGUGAGCCGUUGUAACUAAGUGACUUGUGAAAGCACCGAGAUCCAGUGGGAGAGUAACUGAGCAGCAGAAGUCGUGUGUGGGGUAAAAGUGAAACUUGCGGAGGGAUCUGUGAGCUUUCAGCUUACAGUUCUCUUCCCUCCCUGACCUAGAAACAGAUCAAACUCAUGGCCUCUUUUCAUCCACUCAGGAGGCUUAAGGGCUUCACUGACACUAUGAUCCAUUUACAAGUCCACACUGUCAUGGCUGACUCAAUGACUUGGGCGCUGGCUCUCUUAGAUCGAAAUAUUCUUAAGCUUUUUUUUAGCCAGUGAGAAAUUACAAAGAAAUAGCUAAAAAAAAAUUAAAAAAAAGGAAAUGUUGGUAUUAUUUUCUUCAGUAAAGUGGUUUCAUGAGGACCUUAAGUAUAACAGAUCCCUCUGACUGUUUUUAGAAGCUGGGUGAUCUGUGAGGAGUCUUCCCAGGUCACUUGAGGGGGUCAAAAGUUCUUACAUUGGUGGUUGUGGACAGCAAGCAAAGCCUUUGAUCUUCUGCAGGACACUGACAGCUUGAGACUGUUUGAGAAAGGAUUAGCUAAUAUUAUCUCAGGUUUAUCGACCUGAAUUGGCCCACACAUUAUAAUAGACGAAGCGUUGGGAUUGCCUGUAGAAACAGGAAUAAAAUAUUAAUUGGCGUCUAAGGUUUACAAUUAAAAUUGUUUCAGAGAUUUUAAAACGAGGUUCUAUGAAAAGGUGAUAAGCAGCUGAUAUGCAGUAGAUGGCCAUCUUGGUGACUUAUUAAAUGGUCUAGAAGGUGGAAGCUAACGGCUAGUCCCAGAGCGGCCAAGGCCAAACAAAACACAGUAAAGUGUUUUCCUUGAGUCCAUUUCAAACUAUAAUUUAGCAUUUUUUUGUAUUGCCUUUGUAGUAAUGGAUUCUUCCUCACUGUGUGGCUUUUCAGUCCUUGUUCCUUUUUAGGAUGAUCAACUGGUCUCCUUCCUGAAGAAUAUCAUAGCUGGACAUUGCCAUGGGCUUUAUCCUUGUACAUAACUGUUGUAACAGGUGAAUGUGGCACCUUCACUGAUCUUGAAAUUGUACCUGCAGCUAUUGAACCAAACUACAUAGAAAAGCUGCUAUUAGACUACUUUUAUUGAAUUUCACAUGCAAUAAAAACUGCUCUGUUCUACUUAAUCUUUGUCCAAAAUUAUUAGGGCCUCAAGUAGCCACAUGCAGCUCCAGAGCUGCAGUUUGCAGACCGUCAGUGCAGGUAAACAUCUGGUUUUAGUCACAUCUGUAACAUCUGCUUGUUUCCACACCAGGAUGUUGUUGGAGAUUAUCUCACUCAAUAUGGUCUUCGUUAUGACAAUAAAAACACAGUAUUAUUAGAAAUGUGUUGCAGAUUUUUGUUCUUCCUUUUUCGGUGAUCAAGAGAUGGCCAUUGAUGAGUUAGAGUAAAUAUUGCCGGUGAGAGAGUGUUAGGGGAGAUAGAAAAAAAAAAAAAAAGGCAAGCAGAUUAGAAGUGAGCUCACUGAAGUCCAUGUUCUGGUGAGACAGGCAGGAGGAAAGUAACGAUGCCCAAGAUCUUUUCCCAUUCCAUCUGCGCACAUGCAAAUGAUAUCUUGUGAUAACAUGAGGUAAUAACUACACAAUAUUCAAUUCAAUUUCGCAGUUGUCAUGUUUUAAGUAAAUGCAGAUAGACAUACUAGAUUUAUUUAAAUUUAUCCAUGACAUAUGUCAAAAAAAAUGUUUCUGGUUGUUUCUUUCUUUUGAUCUUACUGUGCACCUCACUGUUAUCUUCAUGGUCAACAGAAUCCAAAGGACCACUGCUAGACUUUGAAAAAUCAGGGACAGAUAUAGAGGUCUUCAAAGCCUCUUACGACAGAGACGCUUACGAUUCCCUUUCCGUGUACAGCAUCCUUGAAUAGACCACACAAAUAUCCUUAAGCCAAAAUCCCUCCUUGGUAUUUAAUUCUAAAUGAGUAAUUACUGGGUGUGUCAGUGUGUCUUAGGUUUGCAGGUGUGCUGUGUGCAGGAGCUCAUUUGCACGCUGGCUUUGGGAGAGAAGUGCACUCUCGCAUAGACGCACAAACUCCAAGUGGGCAUCCUUGGGAAGCCACUGAAGAAGCCAGUCACGUAGGGGGACAGAACACAUAGAACCGCCAAGAUGUGUGACAUGGGGGGCUUGGAUAACCUGGUGGCCAACACGGCCUACCUGAAAGCACAAGGAGGGGAUGACAAGGAGAUGAAAAAGCGCCGCCGGAGCUUGUCUCUGCCCAAGCCGGAGCAGUGUGCUGCCGUCAGAGGAGCCAUCGACAAGGACUUUACAUUCAUUUGUGAAAGGCAGCCUAUAGGGAAAAGGCUUUUCCGUGAUUUUCUGUCUAGUACCCCCGAGUUCAAACUUGCUGCAGAGUUCCUGGAUGAGCUGUAUGACUGGGACCUCGCUGAAGGUGCAACCAAAGAGAAGGCUCGGCAAGAAAUUAUGACAAAGUACUGCAAAGCUGACUCCAAAUCCUUCCUGACCUUUCUUACCGGGGAGCCUGCGGAAAAAUGCAAGUCUGUUACAGAUGCCAACUUUGAAGAGGUGAUGAAAACCAAGGUCCAGGAGGGUGUAAGAGAUUUUCUGAAAGGCAAGCCUUUUACAGAAUACCAGGCCAGCCAAUUCUUUGACAAAUUCCUUCAGUGGAAGGAGUACGAAAAGCAGCCCAUCAGUGACAAAUACUUUUACGAAUUCAGGACUCUGGGAAAAGGGGGCUUUGGUGAGGUAUGUGCUGUUCAGGUCAAGAACACUGGUCAGAUGUACGCCUGCAAGAAGUUGUGUAAAAAGCGUCUGAAAAAGAAGGGUGGUGAAAAAAUGGCCCUUUUAGAAAAGCAGAUCUUGGAGAAGGUCAACAGUCUGUUUCUGGUCAACUUGGCCUAUGCAUAUGACACCAAGACUCACCUGUGCCUUGUCAUGACCCUGAUGAAUGGAGGAGACCUCAAGUACCACAUUUACAAUAUAGGAUACGAUGGCAAAGGUGUGGACAAGGGCAUAGAGAUGAAACGCAUCGUUCACUACACUGCACAAAUCGCCACCGGCAUCCUGCACCUCCACGCCAUGGAUAUUGUAUACCGUGACAUGAAGCCUGAGAAUGUUCUGCUGGACAGUCAAGGCCAGUGUCGACUUUCAGAUUUGGGUCUGGCAAUAGAGGUCGUUCCCGGAAAAACUGUCACCCAGAUGGCUGGUACAGGAGCCUACAUGGCCCCUGAACUCCUGAACAAAACACCAUAUCGGACAUCAGUGGACUGGUGGGCCCUGGGCUGCAGUAUCUAUGAGAUGGUGGCAGGCUACACACCUUUCAAAGGCCCUGAGAGCAAAAAGGAGAAAGUGGAGAAGGAGGAGGUCCAACGACGCAUUCUUAAUGAGGAGCCAAAGUGGGAGCACAAGUGCUUUGAUGCUGCCACUAAGGACAUCAUCCAGCAGUUCCUCAAGAAGAAGAUAGAUGAGCGCCUGGGCAUGAGGAACAACAUGGAGGAUCCGAGGAAGCACGAGUGGUUCAAGACAAUCAACUUCCCUCGCCUGGAGGCAGGGCUCGUGGACCCUCCCUGGGUGCCCAAACCCAACGUCGUCUACGCCAAGGAUACAGGCGACAUCGCAGAGUUCUCCGAGAUCAAAGGCAUUGAGUUCGAUGCCAAGGAUGAUAAAUUUUUCAAGGAGUUCAGUACGGGCGCAGUGCCCAUUCCCUGGCAGCAGGAGAUGAUCGACACCGGACUGUACGACGAACUCAGUGAUCCCAACAGGAAGGAGGGUGCAGGAGGUCUAGAUGAUGACAAGAAGUCCGGCACGUGUGCGCUCCUCUGAGCGGGCUCACGUCAGGCUUCUGACACCUCAGUAAUUUGCUUUCUCAUGGACCAUAGCAUCGGUGUAAAAAGUGGAUCAUGUUUCAUGAGGGGUAAGGAUUGGCAUCUUUGCAGAGAGAAAGAGCUUGUAAGGAUGCUGAUGGCUUAGAGGUGGGCUGCUCCUGAAACAGAGCUCACAAAAGCAUGAACAAUGACAUGAUGAUGUAUUUUACACAUCAUUCCUGGUCCACAGCUUCUCUUAAAGACAUGCGUAUUAAAUUCUGUAGACUUGCAACUACAUUGACCAAGAGUGACUGCUAGCAGUAAGUUGUUUUUUUUUAUCCACACAAGUGUUUGCAGUGAAACCGCAAAAGUAAACUGGUGUUUGCACGGGAAUACACUUGGAAACUGUUGUUACAUGUACAACUGUAAAGAUAGAAAUGUAAAGUGUCUUCUAGUCUUUGAAAUCCAUCAGUCCUGCUGGAUUGUGGAAUAUCUGCGUUUAUUUACGCUUCCAUAACACCAGGGGGUUUCUACAGUGAGGAGUGGGGUUUUCUUCCACCACCGCAUUCCACAGAGAUAUUUGUAGUAUUCUUUUUUCGAUAUUAUUUUAGACCACGUAGUUACAGCGAAACACAGCAUUUACAUCCGUCUGACUUCUUAGUUUUAUACAAACUAUAAAACGCGACUGUAUGUGUUGUACAUAGAGUUGUGCAAGUAUCUAUGCACAGAAAAGGGAAGCUUUAUGUAAGUAAUUUCAAGUUUAGAAUGAUUUUAGAGAAAUUAAAUAAUACCAAACGCCUCCCCGCUCUGAGUCUCUCCUGUGUUGGUGCUGUAACGUUCGACAUAAGGAUGGAGAGUGAAGCCCAGGGAUGUUUUGGGACAGAAGAAUGCACAACUAGCAGAUCAUUUCUGCGUAUGAUGGAGGACAAUUUAGAGGAGUUGGGCAAUAAAUUCCUGUACCAGGAGUUCCCUGUCCAUGGCCCUGAAGCUCUGUGAUCAUUCAGGGCUGUUUUUAUUAGUCUAAUGAUUGUAAAAAAAAGAAAAAACUCAAGCUAGUCAGAUAUCGUAAAUUAUUGUAUAGUUUAUGUUGAGCUGAGUCUAGAGACUUUGAAUAGGCCAGUUCUUGUUGAUUGUCUCAGGGUCUUUAUUUGUUUUAAACGGGCAGAUCUCAGGCAGAGUUGAGUUUUUACCAUUUAUGUGAAUAUAAUUCAAAUGUGCAAUCAUGUUCCUGUACAUAUGAAUGAAAGAAAAUGAAGUAAUGCGCUGUGUAAAUUUGAAAAAAACAAACAAACAAACAAAAACCUUUACGUUUGAAUCAGCUGGAGGAAAUUAAAUAUGUCUUUUGAAAUCCGUG